This is a messenger RNA of Cavenderia fasciculata, 585 nucleotides long. RefSeq lists its product as uncharacterized. The transcript is spliced from 2 exons. The record is from RefSeq and is a predicted model, not a curated record. Lineage: Eukaryota; Evosea; Eumycetozoa; Acytosteliales; Cavenderiaceae. The coding region runs from base 1 to 585 and encodes 194 amino acids.
AUGGAUGUAAAAGGUAUAGAUCAAAAAGACAAUAAAUUAAUAAUAGAAUUUUCUCCAGUGAAAAUGAUUUGGUUGGAUAGUGGCUUAUACCAUAAAGGCUUUAUGGUUAAAGACUUGAGACCAUACUGCUCGAAAAAUUCACCCAUGGAAUGUAUUUUGGAUAAUGUUCCAGAUUGUGAUAUGGUUUCACUCUAUGGUUUUAAUGGUAUUGGAUCGAUUAAUAUAAAUUUAACCUUUGCUUUUAAUUGUAAUGCAAAUGUUGUUGUUGGUAAUAAUGAAAAGAUUGGCGAUUCAAACUCUCAUACGAUUGAGACUGUGCCAUUAUCGACGACGACGACAACAUUUACUGAAACGACACCAACGAUAAUGCCAAUAGAACAUGACGAUCGAUAUGAUGCAACAUCUCCUACCACCACUGACUAUCCAUUAUUAUCAGACGGAAAUGCUGAUUCUGAUGGUCAUGGCCAUGACCAUGAUGAUGGACAUGGACCUAUAUUUGGAUCAUCUUCAUUGAUUUCUCCAACUCUUUAUCAACCUCUACUAUUCUUAUUAUUGAUCUGUCGUCAUUUGAUCAGUCGUUUUUAA